Messenger RNA from Cuscuta campestris, 2458 nucleotides. The record is from the annotation of a GenBank genome assembly. Lineage: Eukaryota; Viridiplantae; Streptophyta; Magnoliopsida; Solanales; Convolvulaceae.
GAAUAAUGAAACUGUCCAAAAAUUAGUCUCUCUUUUUAGCGGCCUCUGCGCGAAGGGAUACUCCUUCGAGAAAUUAUGCGGCGACCCUAGAUUUGGAGGCCUGCUAUCGAUGGUGAAUUCUUCUGAAGUGGAGAAUGUUGUUCAAUUGCUAAGGCUCAAGAAGCCGCAGUUGGCUGUCGACUUCUUCUUCUUGGCGAAGGAGCGUGGAUUCAAGCAAACUGCUUUUUGUCACCUCAUUGUGGCUCAUGUUUUGGCGGGAAAGCAGCAACUAGUGGAAUUGAGUUCCCUCUUACAGGGAAUGGUUAAAGAAGAAGGCCCUGAUUCUGCAUAUGCGCUUUGUGAUCUGCUUCAGAAUAACUUCGAAAACUGCAUAUCUUGUAAUGUAGUAUGGAAUAUGUUGGCCUUUUCUUAUUUGAAAGCUGAUAUGUCCAUGCUGCAAGAAGCAAUUGCAUUUCUGCAAGAUAGGAGAGAGCGAGACUUUGUUACUUCUGUGGCUUGCUUCAAUUCUAUCAUGUCAGCAUUCUGUAAAAUGGGUCUUGUGAAUGUUGCAACAUCAUUUAUUUCUAUGAUGUUUAAGUGUGGGAUACUGCCUGAUGUGUAUAGUUACAAUAUUGUUAUUCAUGGUUUAUGCAUGACCGGCUCUAUAACAGAAGCAUCCAGGCUUGUUAACGACAUGGAAGCACAUGGGUUGAAGCCUGAUCUGGUUACCUAUAACAUCCUUUCCAAAGGGUUUUGUUUUCUUGGUAUGAUGAGCGAGUGUUCAGAAAUAUUUAAUCAAAUGCUGCAGAAAGGCAUGCACCCUGAUAUUGAUAUAGAAGCUGGUGGUGUAAAACCUGAUGUUGUCAUGUAUUCCGUUCUCAUUCAAGGGUUGUGUAAGCAAGGUCGGAUUCGCAAUGCUCUGCAAUUGUAUAGAAGAUUGUGCUCGAAGAGAAUCAUUCCGAAUUCUUUUAUACACAGACCUAUUUUGUCUGGCCUAUGUGAGUACAGAUCACCAAAAGCUGCAAGAAAAUAUUUUGAUGAGCUGGCAAAGAAUGGCUUGAUGGAUGAUAUUGUUUUGUGUAAUAUCAUGAUCAAUAGAUAUGUUAAGUGCUGUGACUUAAAAGAAGUUCGCUGGCUAUACAGAUUUACAUUGGAGAGAGGAAUCACACCAAGCACUGUCACAUUUAAUUCUCUCAUACACGGACUCUGUAAUGCCAGAGAGCUAGUAAAGGCGCGAAAGCUGAUUGAUGACAUGUAUACAUGUGGUUUUGUGCCAACUGUUGAAACUUUUACGACUCUUAUCACAGCAUAUGCUGAAGAGAGAAAUAUGGAAGCGGUUUUUGAAAUGCUCUGCGAAAUGGAGAAAAUAGGCAUACAACCCAAUUGUGUUACUUACACAGUGAUUAUAAAAUUCUUCUGUAAAUAUGGUAGGCUUCUUGAAUCUCUUCAAAUAUUUAAGGAUAUGUUUGCCAAGGGCCUUUCACCUGAUGAACUCUCUUUCAACACUGUCAUAUGUGGGUUUUCUCAAGCUGGAGAUAUGAGGAUUGCCUUUUGUUUAUACAAUGAGAUGUUAAGGAAUAAUGUUCAACCUAAUCAUGUAACUUACAACAUGCUAAUUACUGGUCUGUGCAUAUUUUUGGAUAUAAGGGUUGCUGAUAUGUUUUUCUCUUUCCUUCAAGAUCAGAAUAUAAGUUUAUCAAAGCAAGCCUACACCACUCUUGUAAAAGCACAUUCUAUAAAGGGUGAUGCAAAGAGAGCAAUAGAUCUAUUCCAGCUAAUGAUAGAAAAGGGAUAUAAAAUAAAUUCUAGAGCAUACAGAAGUAUGAACAAUUUUGCCCUCACCAUUGGGAAACUUCUUGAUGGAGAAUAUUCGAGUUCUCUCACCAUAUUGCUAUUUUCUGCCACGAGAUUUUGCAAGGUGUGCCAGCUGAAUUGGGACGACAAAAACUUAUGGUUGAAAUAAAUAAGUGAGGAAAGAUCAUAUAUUUUGACCAUGUGAAUGGUGACUGUUGACUCUGAAGUAUUUAACUGCAGCAACCUAUUAAGAUUGCAACUCCAGUUUAGUCGGCAUCAAUAUGAUCUGAGUGUUGGGAUAAUGGUCCAAGCAUAUGAACCAGACCAACACCAUUAAACAAUCGACGGUCUCUCCUUGGACCCAACAUCAGCCCAAAGAAUCAGUCAGGUCCAAUCAAUCCAACCCUAUUUGCAGCUGAUCCGAGCAUCCCAAUGAAUCAGUCAAGUCCAAUCCAAGCCUAUUGGCUGCUGACCCGAGCAUCCCAAUGAUCAUGAAGGCACAAAGAAUCUUUCCCCGUCCCAAAGAAACAGACUAAAUGGUCGGCAAUAUCACAAGCGGAUAAUUGUCCAGGUCGUACCAUGUGUCGGGAAAUUGUGCCUGCAUUUGUUAGAUGUUUGUUCGUUCAAGCAUGUAAUCACAAGCCACGAAACGUUUGUGUUUGGUCUAUAAAUAUGGUUUUCCACU